This is a messenger RNA of Harmonia axyridis, 1251 nucleotides long. RefSeq names its product venom allergen 5 2-like. Bases 245 to 1126 code for a protein of 293 amino acids. Gene Ontology annotation, cellular component: extracellular region. The transcript has 5 exons. NCBI's taxonomy places the organism in Eukaryota, Metazoa, Arthropoda, Insecta, Coleoptera, Coccinellidae. The record is from RefSeq and is a predicted model, not a curated record.
UCGCCUGAAGCUCCUCACCUACAACAAUGAAAUCGAGAUAGGUAUCAAGGUGAAGAAUGAAAUAUAGCGAUUAUUAGCUAUUAUUUUACCGCAUCUUUCAAUAAAACGCCGCAAAUUAUUAGAAAUAAAAACGGUUUGGAAUUGGCCAGUUUUUAUUACUCACUAUUUUGUACUCGAACAGAGUACCUACAAUUUUUGUUGUGGUAGCAGUUCGUGAGCGCAGUUUCAGUGAUUAAUAAGGAAAAUGAGGAAAUUGAUAGUGAUUAUAGUGCUUGUGGUCGAGUUGUUGCCUCAAGUUAUUUGCGAGGAAAACAAAUAUUGUCAACUUUAUUGCGACUUCUACACAGAGAAUGUUACUCACACUGUUUGCGAAAGGGACUUGGAAGAAUGUGGACCAAGCCCAGACUGCGGCGAGGAUUUUCAAGUAAUCCAUUUAGAUGAUUCAACAAGACAAUACAUCCUCGAUCUACACAACUAUUUCAGGAAUAAAGUAGCAAGUGGCAAUGAAACCAGAAAUGAUCAGCCAUCAGCUGCUAAUAUGAUGGUUAUGAAAUAUAAUAAAGAGUUGGAAUAUAUAGCCCAAUGUUGGGCUAAUGCAUGCAAUGGGAAUCCACUUAUUCAUGACCAUUGUCGAAGAACAGAGGAGUACGAACAUGUAGGUCAAAACUUGGGUUUUAUAAAUUCUUCAUUCGCCGACUUUGAUCUCAAGAGAACCAUAAGAACAUUAGUUAAUUUGUGGUAUGAGGAAGUUGAGAUAUUCCAAAAUGAGUGGGUUAAUCAAACAGAAGAUAGAGGUCCUGACAUAGUAGUUGGCCACUAUACACAGAUGGUAUGGGCCGAUACCUCUGAAAUAGGUUGUGCUACCACAUAUUAUACUACAAACUCAAGCGAUACAACCUGGCAUCAUUUAUUAUUGGUUUGUAAUUAUGGACCUGGAGGAAAUUAUUUGGGUUUACCAGUUUAUGAAGUUGGAGAACCUUGUAGCAAUUGUCCAAGACACUUGAAGAAUAAUAAAAAAUACAAGGGGCUUUGUGGUGAAUCUGAAUAUUUGCCAAAAGGAAAUAAAAGUUUUUUAUUGGAAAAGUUAGUGGACGGGACAAUUUCGUUUGAUAAUGAAAUAUUGUAAAUGUUUAUAACAAGUUCACUUAAACUUUUAUUCAUAUUAGGAAAUGAGUAUGUUUUGAUGUGAAUGAUAAUUGUUGUCAUACUGCCCGAAUGGAAUAAUUUUAAAGAAUAUAUUUUGAUAAAAUA